AUGAGUAAAUCAUCGAAAACGUAUUCGUGUUCUAUUUGUACAUAUAUACAAUCUAUUGAUACAGCAAAAUGUGAAAUGUGUGAAACACCCAAUUCAUUUCGUUCAAAAUCAAAAAGAACAGAAGAUUUUGCGUAUGAUGAUACCAAAAUUGCGUGUCCUGCCUGUACUUUUGUUAAUGGCGGUCGCCAUAUUAGAGUUUGCGAAAUGUGUGGACAUGAAUUUGAUGUUGAUGACUUUCCCACUAAAAAAUUUCGAACGAAUAAACAUGACAACGAUGACGAUGUAAAGAACUCAGAUGACAACCACUACGAUGAUAAAACAUAUGAGACACCAAUGUCACAAAAUAAAGAAAAAAAACAAAAAUCUAUUGAAGCAGUAGAAAAACCAAUGAAUGAUGCUGAAUUGAGAUCAUAUUAUAAUGAAUAUAUAAAUAUUUUAAAAGAACAACGGCAGCAAAAAAAACUAUCGUCGGAUAAACAGUUACAUGAAAUUAUUUUAAAACUUUUUCAUUCACUUCAAUAUAAAAAUGAGCAAUCGGAAGGUCAGUUGGUUUUUCCAUAUUGUCAAAUUUGUUAUGAUCAAGAGGAACCUGUGAUUACGAUGAAUGCAUGCGGUCAUCGUGUGAUAUGUCCGGACGAUUUUCAUCAAUAUUUAUCGACACGGAUUCGUGAUAGCGAUCUUCUUCCGUGGAUUCCAUGUCCUGCAGAAGUAUGUAGUGUUCCAUGUGAUGCUAAAAACAUAAUCGAAGAUGGUCGUUUAACACAUGCGGAGCUGCUAUCAUUUAUAACGACUUAUAUGUUAAAAAAGUUGUCUCGUAAUGAAAAUUUUAUAACAUGUAUUCAAUGUCAACAAGGUGGUUUUCUUCAAUUUGGUGAACCUAGAAAACAAGAAGUGACAUGUCAAAUAUGUAACAUUAAACAAACCAUUGAAAAAGGAACGGAUGGAGAUCUUGAUAUUACAUUUAAACAGAUGAUUCAAUCAGGACACAUACGUGAAUGUCCAACAUGUCGUCUUCUGACUCUGAAAGAGAAAGGUUUAUGCAAUGUUAUCGAAUGUGCUAAAUGCGGAAUUUGGUGGAAUUGGAGAACAAGAGAACAAGGUCAUAACGGAAAAGAUUUAAAACAACGAGCAAGAACAAAUGGAACACUUUGGGAACCUGGUGAACUUUGGUAUCAACAGGAUUUGGAGAGAAAUAAUCCAGCAGAAUUUAAAGCUUUAUUAGAACGAAAUGGAAUUAAAUACGAUCCACAUUAUGUACGAGGUGGAUGGAAUGAGGACUAA
Molecule: messenger RNA, 1281 nt
Organism: Rotaria socialis
Lineage: Eukaryota; Metazoa; Rotifera; Eurotatoria; Philodinida; Philodinidae
Source: the annotation of a GenBank genome assembly